This is a messenger RNA of Colletotrichum truncatum, 2964 nucleotides long. RefSeq names its product glycosyl hydrolase family 35. The record is from RefSeq and is a predicted model, not a curated record. Gene Ontology annotation, molecular function: beta-galactosidase activity. Lineage: Eukaryota; Fungi; Ascomycota; Sordariomycetes; Glomerellales; Glomerellaceae. Gene Ontology annotation, cellular component: vacuole. Gene Ontology annotation, biological process: carbohydrate metabolic process.
AUGCGUUUCUUCAGGGCUGUCACGGCCUUGGUUUGGCUACUUGUCUCUGGGGCUGUUGCCACUGACAAUGGCCUCACCGAUGUUGUGUCGUGGGACCAGUACAGUCUUCUGGUCAACCAUACGAGAGUAUACAUCUACUCAGCCGAGUUCCAUUACGCGAGACUGCCCGUCCCCGAGUUGUGGCCUGAUGUGCUCCAAAAGUUCAAGGCCAAUGGUUUCAACGCUGUGAGCAUCUACUUCUUCUGGUCCUACCACUCCGCCUCCGAGGGCGUCUUCGACUUCGAAACCGCCGGCAAGAACAUCCAACGCCUGCUUGACUACUGCAAGGAGGCCGGCUUGUACGUCAUCGCAAGAGCUGGACCGUAUUGCAAUGCCGAAACCAACGGCGGUGGCCUCGCGCUAUGGGGCGCCGACGGCCGCUUCGGCAAACUUAGAUCCUCGGAUGAGCGGUAUUACAAGGGUUGGCUACCAUACAUCAACAAGGUCGCCAAGAUCAUUGCCGCCAACCAAAUCACGAACGGCGGACCUGUCAUUCUAAACCAAGUCGAAAACGAGAACACCCAGACCGCUUACAAUGCCGAAAACACAUUGGUCAUAUACAUGGAGCAGCUUAAGAAGGCAUUCCACGAAGCUGGUGUCGUCGUGCCCCUGACUCACAACGAAAAGGGCUUCCGUGGACGCUCUUGGUCGACCGACUACAACAACGUCGGCGGCGCUGUCAACAUCUACGGCCUCGACAGCUACCCUGGCGGUUUGUCUUGCACGAACCCGGGAACUGGAUUCAACGUUGUUAGGACGUACUACCAAUGGUUCCAGAGCGUCGCGUGGACACAGCCAAGCUACUUGCCUGAGUUUGAAGGAGGGUGGUUCUCGAACUGGGGAAGUGAGACCUUCUAUGAUGCGUGCGCUUCUGAGCAUGACCCAGCCUUCCCGGACGUCUACUACAAAAACAACAUCGGCCAGCGCAUCACCUUGCUCAACGUCUACCUGAGCUACGGAGGAACAAACUGGGGCCAUAGCGCUGCUCCGGUGGUCUACACAAGUUACGAUUACAGUGCUCCUCUUCGAGAGACUCGUGAGCAGUGGACCAAGCUCUACCAGACGAAGCUCAUCGGACUCUUCACCAGAGUUUCCAGCGGGCUCUUGAAAGUCGAGAUGGUUGGAAAUGGUACGGGCUACCAGCUUUCGUCCUCAAACGCCUUCACCUGGGUCCUCCGAAACCCAGACACCCAAGCCGGCUUCACUGUUGUGCAGCAAAACAACACUCGUUCCCAGACUCCUAUCCAAUUUGAUGUCACCCUCAACACGACUGCCGGUUCGGUAACCGUUCCCGGCGUGGUGCUAAACGGUCGUCAGAGCAAGAUUCUUGUCUCGGACUAUGCUCUUGACAAACACACUCUGCUCUACGCCUCCGCUGAUAUUGCCACCUACGGCGUCUUCGAUAAGGAGGAGGUGCUCGUCUUUUAUCUGCAAGAGGGCCAGACGGGAGAGUUCGCUUUCAAGGAUGAGACCGACGUAACAUUUGAAGUCUUUGGCGACUCUGAAGUCAAGGCGACCAAGAACGGCGACCACGCAGCUUUUACCUGGAAGCAAGCUUCCGGCUCGACGGCGGUCAAAUUCUCCAACGGUGUCCUUGUUUAUUUCCUAGAGCAGAAGACUGCCUGGCGCUUCUGGGCCCCGCCGACCACCUCCAACCCGACUGUCAAGCCCAACGAGCAACUCUUCGUUCUCGGUCCCUACCUGGUCCGCAGCGCCAGCAUUUCCCACGGCGUGCUUCACAUCUCCGGCGACAAUGACCGGGCUACAACUCUUGAGGCCUACGUUGGCGACAAGCCUAUCGAAACUAUCGACUGGAACGGAAAGCGCCUACCCGCUACGAAGACUUCCUACGGCUCCUUUACCGCCCAGAUUCCGGGCGCUGAGGACCGCACCAUUGCCCUCCCUGAGCUCAAGAACUGGCGCUCCGCCGACGCGCUCCCCGAGGCGGCCCCCGAUUAUGACGACUCACGUUGGGUGGUCUGCAACAAGACAACAACACUGAACCCGUACGCUCCAAUUACCCUGCCGGUGCUCUACAGCUCCGACUAUGGCUUUCACCCAGGCGCCAAGAUCUACCGCGGCUACUUCGACGGUGCCAACUCCACAUCCGUCAACAUCACUGCCUCGGGUGGGUUGGCAUUCGGCUGGUCAGCCUGGAUCAAUGGGCAGUUCAUCGGCGGAGACGUCGGAUCGGCCUCGGCGACGACGACCAAUAAAUCCCUUGCCCUCCCGAGCUCUGCACUGCGCGCGUCUAACAAUGUCCUAACUGUUGUUGUCGACUACCACGGACACGACCAGACUUCGACAGCGCAGGGCAUCAACAACCCGCGCGGCAUCCUCGGCGCGCAACUACAGCCUGGCACCACUCGCACAUCGACGGGUUUCAAGCAGUGGAAGCUUACUGGCGCAGCCGGCGGCGAGGCCAAUAUCGAUCCUGUCCGCGGACCCAUGAACGAGGGCGGCCUUCACCCAGAGAGACUCGGCUGGCAUCUUCCGGGUUUCACCCCAUCCGGAUCAUCGUGGACGGCAGAGUCCCCGCUCGAGGGUCUUUCCAAGGCGGGCAUUCGCUUCUAUACCACUACGUUCACACUCAACAUCGACUCCGACCUCGACGCGCCGCUCGGGCUCGAGUUCUCCGCGCCCAAGGGCACGCCGGCGCGCGUCAUGUUCUGGAUUAACGGCUACCAGUAUGGUAAGUACGUCCCUCACAUCGGCCCGCAAACGCGGUUUCCCGUGCCGCCGGGCGUGCUCAACAACCGCGGCCGCAACACUCUGGCCGUCAGCUUGUGGGCGCAAACGGACGAUGGCGCCAAGCUCGACGGGCUGAAGCUGGUUCAGUACGGGCAGUACCAGACGGACUUCAAGUUCAACCGCGACUGGGGCUACCUUCAGCCAGGCUGGGAGGAUCGACAGGAGUAUGCUUGA